Colletotrichum chrysophilum is the source of this 360-nucleotide messenger RNA. RefSeq lists its product as uncharacterized. Lineage: Eukaryota; Fungi; Ascomycota; Sordariomycetes; Glomerellales; Glomerellaceae. The transcript has a single exon. Bases 1 to 360 code for a protein of 119 amino acids. The record is from RefSeq and is a predicted model, not a curated record.
AUGGAGACAUUCGAUGACCGAGCGGAGUAUCCCGUCGAGGCCCUCCUCGCCAAAGCAAAGAUCGGGCGUCGCGUCUACUACAAGGUCAAGUGGGAAGGCUACGACACCAGCCAGAGCAGUUGGGUGAAGAUGAAAGACAUCGGAGACGAGGCGAUCGAAGCAUUCAAAAUGGGUGGAAAACGUGGUGUGUUCACCUUCGAUAAGAUCAUCGCAGCGGCGGAAGGGGCAGCAAAGAACGCUUCGUAUCUGAUACAACUUAGACUUGGGGAUCAAACCGACACUGCGGAGGUGGAUGCAUCGGACCUAAGCGCUGCAGAGAUUGCGAGAUUUCGGCUACAUGGCGCUUCGGAAGAAUUAUAA